Drosophila kikkawai is the source of this 2891-nucleotide messenger RNA. RefSeq lists its product as uncharacterized. Gene Ontology annotation, cellular component: cytosol. Gene Ontology annotation, biological process: neurogenesis. Lineage: Eukaryota; Metazoa; Arthropoda; Insecta; Diptera; Drosophilidae. Gene Ontology annotation, molecular function: protein binding. The record is from RefSeq and is a predicted model, not a curated record.
GUUUCCGAUAUCGAGUUUAUCGAUCGACUUCCAUCUCUAAUUUACGUUGGCACUUGCAAAUCUGUAACUCGACGCGUAAUUAGGCAAAGUUUUCGCACAAAGACUGGAAGGCACAUGGCCGGAUCUCAGCGCUGCUGAUCUGCAGACGACGCUUCCAAUCGAUAAUCACACACACCGCCAUCCAUUCACGCAUCCACCCGUGCACACCCGCAGCCACAAUGGAUCCCGACUGGCAGAACAGUCUGACCGAGAUGAAGGACCGCGGCCAGUAUCUGCUCCACUCGGAGAAGUGGGCCGACUGCCGGUUCCUGGUGGGCUCGGUGCCGAACCAGCGUCUAAUCGCCGGCCACAAGCUGCUGCUGGCCAUGGCCUCGCCGGUGUUUGAGCGCAUGUUCUACGGCCAUUUGCCGGACAAGACUGACCCCAUCGUGAUACCGGACGUGCAGCCAGAGGCUUUCGAGGCGAUGCUGGAGUACAUCUACACGGACCGCAUCACCAUCGGCAGCUUCGACAAGGCCUGCGAGCUGUGCUAUGUGGCCAAGAAGUAUAUGCUCCCGCACGUCGUCACGCGAUGCACGCACUUCCUCUGGGCGGACCUUAGUCCGAAGAACGCCUGCCGCGCCUACGAGUUCGCCAAGCUGUUCGACGAGCCGCGCCUGAUGCAGAGCAGCAUGGACCUAAUUGCGGCCAAUACUCGCGAGGUGCUCUCCGAUCCCAGCUUCCUGGACAUCGAGGUCUCAACCCUGAUGGCCAUUCUCGACCAAAACCGUCUCAAUAUCGACUCUGAGCUGGAUCUGUUCAACUGCCUGCUCAAGUUCGCCAGCGAGCGGGGCAUCCUGAACGAGAGCGACGGCGGGCAGGAGGAUGCCGGCGACCGGGACGGCGAGGCCAGGAUAGCGAAAGAGUCACCCAAUGAUUCUGGCGGACAUGUGAUGGUUGAGGUGAUCAAGAUGGAGCCCGAUGUAGCGGCCAUGGUGCAACACAUGCAUCAGGACGAUGAGGGCGACAGCUUUGAGACGGACGCCGGCAUGGCUUCCACUUCCACUUCGGCGGCUGCCGCAGCCGCUGCCGCUGCUGCUGCUGCAGCUGCAGCUAAUGCCGCCGCCGCCACUGUCCCUGCAACUGCCUCUGUCUCUGGCUCGCCGCCCCUGGAUGUGGCAGCCGGCUCCGAUGACCUGGUUAUCAUCGAUAGCGACGCUUCCGGCGAUGCCGCUGCCAAUAUGAUCAACAUUAUGGACGCCCAGCGUACCAUUCUCGAUGGCGCCAUGCUGCGCCAGGCAGUGAAGAAGAUCCGCUUCCUUACUAUGACGCCGCAGCAGUUUGCCGAAGGACCGGCACGCUCCAAGCUACUCCAGCAGCACGAAGCCCUAGCCAUCCUUAUCAAGAUCUCCAGCCCCACGCUCAAUGACUGCCACAUGCCCGAGGGCUUCUGCGUCUCGCGCAGCACCCGCAAUUUCUACGAGUCGGGGCACCGGCAUGGCCAGCGGGAGCUGCCCUCCUCCUCGUACCGUCACGCUGGCCCUGGACUUGCCCCGGCCGGAGUUUGCUUUCCGAUCCCGGGACCGGCAGUACGUAGUGGAGGGGGAGGCGGCGGUGGCGGUGGCGGAGGAGGAUUGAUAAUGGGCAAUGCACCGCGCUUUGGAUCCAUCAGCGCUGGAUUCGGCUUCGGUGGCGAAGACUUGGCCAUGCGUGCCCCAGAACCCGUAGGCGUGGUGCCAGAGCCUGCGCCAGCGCCUGCCUCACUACGCUGCUUUGGCGAUGCCUACGAUGGCGGAGCAGCUGCCCCGGCGUCCGCCAAUGAUAACGAGGGCAAUGGAGGAGGAGGCGGCGGCGGUCCGGCCGCACCUGGAUCGGCUGCAGCUGGAGGGGCUGGUUCCGCCGCUGGAAACUCGCACAACGACAUGGUGCGCGCUUACUGCCUGCGCUCCUUGGCCCGCCAGUUUGACUUCCGCAACACGAGCGUAACGGAUGCAGGCGUUACCUUCCAGGUGGACACCAAUAUAUGGAUCCUUGGCGUACAGGUGCCCACGCGAGUUCUGUGCGGCGAGCUGAUGACCUCCGCCGGCUUCACGGAGCGCUACACGGAGGUGCUGUACGCGCACAUCCAGGACAUGCACGGCUCGCGGAUAACGUACACCCAUUGCACAGCCCGCGUACGCUACGACUCGCUGCUGGACAUCACCUUCGACCGGCCCGUGUACAUCUACCGCAACCAGAUCUAUAAGAUUUAUGUGGUGUUCAACAAGACCGGCUGGUAUCCCAUGUACUCGUGCGUGCCCGACGCCAACUGUAACCGCGUCAAGUUCAUGUUCAACGUGGGCAAUCCCACGGAGUCUGUGCGCGACGGCCUCAUCUAUGCGAUUAUCUUCUCCACUCCGCAGGACCACAACCGCCACCUGGUGGACUGAAUCGGUAGCAAUACCCUAGGCCUAAUGGAUUUAUGUAUUUUCGAUGUGAUAGAUUUAGGUUGGAAAUCGAUGGAUCUGCAAGCUGAACUUUGGCAGAAAGUCAGCCUCUUCCGCAAUCUUUUGUACAUCGAAUCGUAUUAAUUGUACUAUUUAUUUAUUGAGCAUACAAGUACUUUUUGUAACCGGAAAAUAGCUUCAUAUCUCAAUGUUUCUUUUAUUUUUUUUUUUGUUUUUUAAGAGUGUGAGGAAUCUUGUCUUGAUGAUCCUCCUAAAAGUAUUCUCGUAUAAAGUGUAAUUAAUUGUUCCUUUUCUAACUGGACAGAGAGCUAGAUUUUCGGUUUUAUUAUAUUGCUUCCAACGCGCAUUUUUGUCGAAUUUACGGUUUUUGUAUCAACAAGCUAAUAUAUUACGAUUUACGAUAAGGUAAUUGGUAUACUUUAAUAUUUAAUAAAACAUUUUGAAUAGGUUUAUUUUACACCACUA